AUGAACAACAAACCUGAGCUCGUCUUUGUCCCUGGACCGGGCGUCGGCCACCUUAUCCCCUUCGUGGAGCUGGCCAAGCUUCUCGUCCAACGCCACCACCGCCUCUCCAUCACUGUCCUUGUCAUAAAACCACCCUUCGACUCAAAAAAUAAUGCCUAUCUCGACUUACUCUCUGCUGGUGACGGUAUCAACUUUGUUCAUCUCCCCACCAAUGAUCUUCAAACAUUCAACGCCCAAAGCAUCCUCACUUCUUUCAUUGAAUCACAUAAACCGCAAGUCAAAGAAGCUGUCUCUAAGCUUGUUCUCUCCGAGUCAGCCUCCGAUGACUCACCUAAACUUGCUGGGUUUGUUCUUGACAUGUGUUGUACAAGCUUGAUCGAUGUUGCUGAUGAGUUUGGAGUUCCAAGCUAUAUUUUCUUUACGUCGAGUGCAGCUUUUCUGGGUUUGAUGAUUCACGUGCAGGCUCUUUAUGAUGAGCAGAACAAACACAUUGUUGAUUUGAAAGACUCGGAUUCUGAAUUGGAAGUACCGUGUCUCGCUAACACACUUCCUGCUAAGGUUUUGCCUUUUGUGUACUUGGACAAAGAUUGGUCUAUGAUUAUGUUUGAGCUAGCGAGGAGAUUUCGAAGAGUCAACGGCAUAAUUGUGAAUUCGUUUAAGGAGUUGGAAUCUUUUGCGUUCAAGUCUUUAUCUAGUGUUGAAACCAGCAUCCCACCUGUUUAUCCUAUUGGGCCCAUUUUAAAUCUUGAUGGUAAAAGAAUCGAUCUGGGGUCAGCUGAGUCCAAAACAAAAGCAGAGAUCAUUGAGUGGCUUGAGGAUCAACCACCAUCGUCAGUUGUGUUCCUAUGCUUCGGGAGCAUGGGAAGCUUCGACAAGGAGCAGGUGAAAGAGAUUGCUAGGGCGCUUGAACAGAGUGGGCAUCGUUUCUUGUGGUCUCUACGUCAACCUCCACCCAAGGACCAGUUUGUUGCUCCAAAUGACUACAAAAAUCUAACAGAUGUGUUACCAGAAGGGUUUCUUGAUCGAAUAGCUAGGAUUGGAAAAGUAAUCGGUUGGGCUCCGCAAGUGUCAGUCCUAGCCCACAAGGCAAUCGGAGGGUUUGUCUCACAUUGUGGGUGGAAUUCAGUGCUAGAGAGCAUUUGGUUAGGAGUUCCAAUAGCCGCUUGGCCGAUGUACGCAGAGCACCAGUUAAAUGCGUUUGAGAUGGUGAUUGAGUUAGAAUCAGCAGUAGAGAUUAAAAUGGAAUAUAGGAAGGAUUUUUUAGGAGAGAAUAAAACGAUGGUGAGUGCAGAGGAGAUAGAGAGAGGGAUCAGGAAAUUAAUGGAGGAUGAUAAUGAAAUAAGGAGAAGAAUUAAGGAGAUGAGUGAAAAGAGUAGAAAAACGAUGAUGGAGGGUGGAUCUUCAUUCACUUCAUUGGGUUGCUUCAUUAACGAUGUUAUGAGCCAUUUGUCAUAAAUUUUGAAAUAGAGCAUUUUUAGGACGAGUGUUAGAUUUUAAGCAGAAUGGUUUGAUUUAUGUGACUUAGGGGUGAAAAAUGUCUUUAGAUCAAAUCUUGAGCAGAAAAAUGUGAGCUUACUUCAAU
Mangifera indica (mango) is the source of this 1582-nucleotide messenger RNA. RefSeq names its product anthocyanidin 3-O-glucosyltransferase 2-like. The record is from RefSeq and is a predicted model, not a curated record. Bases 1 to 1455 code for a protein of 484 amino acids. Gene Ontology annotation, molecular function: UDP-glycosyltransferase activity. NCBI's taxonomy places the organism in Eukaryota, Viridiplantae, Streptophyta, Magnoliopsida, Sapindales, Anacardiaceae. The transcript has a single exon.